CGGCGUCGCUUUGCACAGCGUCGCCGCCUCCACAGGCGGAGACCCCGAGCUAGAGUGGCCGCGGACUGGCCGGCGGGCCGCCGCGAUGUUUCCCAAGGAGGCGACGUUUCCCAAGGAGACGACGUGGAACAUUUCGUUCGCGGGCUGCGGCUUUCUGGGUGUCUACCAUAUCGGAGUGGCCUCCUGCCUCCGUGAGCACGCGCCCUUCCUGGUGGCCAAUGCCACGCACAUCUACGGCGCCUCGGCCGGGGCGCUCACCGCCACGGCGCUGGUCACCGGGGCCUGCCUGGGUGAGGCCGGUGCCAACAUCAUCGAGGUGUCUAAGGAGGCCCGGAAGCGGUUUCUAGGCCCGCUGCACCCUUCCUUCAACCUGGUGAAGACCAUCCGUGGCUGCCUGCUUAGGACCCUGCCGGCUGACAGCCACGAGCGUGCCAACGGGCGCCUGGGCAUCUCCCUGACCCGCGUCUCAGAUGGCGAGAACGUCAUCAUAUCCCACUUCAACUCCAAGGAUGAACUCAUCCAGGCCAAUGUCUGCAGCACCUUCAUUCCUGUGUACUGCGGUAUCAUCCCCCCCACCCUCCAGGGCGUACGCUAUGUGGAUGGUGGCAUCUCAGACAACCUGCCGCUCUAUGAGCUCAAGAACACCAUUACAGUGUCCCCCUUCUCGGGCGAGAGUGACAUCUGCCCGCAGGACAGCUCCACCAACAUCCAUGAGCUCCGCGUCACCAACACCAGCAUCCAGUUCAACUUGCGGAACCUCUACCGCCUCUCCAAGGCCCUGUUCCCGCCAGAGCCCAUGGUGCUGCGGGAGAUGUGCAAGCAGGGCUACCGGGAUGGCCUGCGCUUCCUGCGGAGAAACGGCCUCCUGAACAGGUCCAAUCCGCUGUUGGCACUGCCCUCUGCCAGCCCUCGUGUCCCCGAGAACAGAGACGAGGAGGAGGCCUUGGUGGCCGCGGAGAGGACCAGAGUGGAAGGGCACCUGCCCCCGACCGGGCAGGACCACAUCCUGGAGCAUCUGCCUGCGCGGCUCAAUGAGGCCCUGCUGGAGGCCUGCAUAGAGCCCAGGGACCUGCUGACCACUGUCUCCAACAUGCUGCCCGUGCGUCUGGCCACCGCUAUGAUGGUGCCCUACACUCUGCCACUGGAGAGUGCCGUGUCCUUCACCAUCCGCCUGCUGGAGUGGCUGCCCGACGUCCCGGAGGACAUCCGGUGGAUGAAGGAGCAGACCGGCAGCAUCUGCCAGUACCUGGUGAUGCGUGCCAAGCGGAAGCUGGGCAGCCACCUGCCCUCGAGGCUGUCGGAGCACAUGGAGCUGCGCCGCGCUCAGUCGCUGCCCUCCGUGCCGCUGUCCUGCGCAGCCUACAGCGAGGUGUUGCCUCGCUGGAUGCGCAACAACCUCUCACUGGGAGACGCGCUGGCCAAGUGGGAGGAGUGCCAGCGCCAGCUGCUGCUGGGCCUUUUCUGCACCAACGUGGCCUUCCCGCCCGAAGCCCUGCGCAUGCGCGCCCCCGCCCACCCCGCCCCGGCGCCCCCGCAGCACCCGCCAGGCUUGCCCCCUUGCUGAGCGCCCCUGCACACGCCUUCGCUGUCCCCUGGGGUCCCAUUGCUGAGGGCCAGGUCCCCAGCUUCCCUGGCCCAUGAGGCGGGGCCCUGGGGCCAACUGAGCUCCCCCGCCUCGGCGUCUCCAUGCCCCCGUGGAUUGAGGAGAUGGGGCCCUCACCGCUGAGAGAAGGGGCUUUGCUGGCGACACCUCCCCCAACCGCUCACCUGCCGCACUGCGUAGGCAGGCGGCUCACCUGUGCCUUCAUCUCCCUCUUCCAGUCCCGCCCUAGGGCUGGGCAGGGCUGGGUAAGGGGCCUAGGGUAGGGGCUGGCAGCCCGCUACCGCGCAGUAUUACUCCUGAGAACUCUGACCCUGCUCACCCCGCGCACUUUUCAUUUUUUUGUUCAAGAAAUGUGUGUGAAAAGUUAUUUAUUUUCGCCGAAGCUGAUGUAAUAAAUACCGCAGCUCAG
This is a messenger RNA of Hipposideros armiger (great roundleaf bat), 2012 nucleotides long. RefSeq names its product patatin like domain 2, triacylglycerol lipase (gene PNPLA2). The coding region runs from base 86 to 1564 and encodes 492 amino acids. Gene Ontology annotation, molecular function: triacylglycerol lipase activity. NCBI's taxonomy places the organism in Eukaryota, Metazoa, Chordata, Mammalia, Chiroptera, Hipposideridae. The transcript has 9 exons. Gene Ontology annotation, biological process: positive regulation of triglyceride catabolic process; triglyceride catabolic process; lipid homeostasis. The record is from RefSeq and is a predicted model, not a curated record. Gene Ontology annotation, cellular component: lipid droplet; membrane; cytoplasm.